This is a messenger RNA of Strongyloides ratti, 636 nucleotides long. RefSeq lists its product as hypothetical. The record is from RefSeq and is a predicted model, not a curated record. Bases 1 to 636 code for a protein of 211 amino acids. The transcript has 4 exons. Lineage: Eukaryota; Metazoa; Nematoda; Chromadorea; Rhabditida; Strongyloididae.
AUGAUAAAAAUUAUUAUAAAUUUGAUCGUUGUAAUUAUUAUAAAUAAUUUAUUAUCUAUUUCUGAUGAAUAUAACAUUCGUGAGAAUUCACUUAUUGAUGGAAAUAAUAUUUAUCAAAAAGAUGAUAAUUUAUUAAUUAUUAAAAGAGAUAAAAAAAGUUCAAAAUCAAAAAAAAAAUCAACAACAAAGAAGAAACCUAAGACUACUACUACUGAGCCAAUUACCUAUGAUUAUUAUGAUGAUGAUUCUGAUGAAGAAGAUUAUGCAUAUUACUCUUCAAUUGAUCAUUAUGAGAAAUAUAAUAAAAAAGCUGGAAUAAUGCAUAAGUGUCACAUAGAAGCAGUAAAAGAAAGAAUUAGAAUAGAAAAAGAAGAAAAAGAAGGUUCAAAAAAUAAAACUACGACAAAUAAACCUAAAGAAUCAUCAAGUUCUGAAGAGAUUAUUGAUUCUUUUGAUUCUAGUUUGACAUCAAUUGAAAACGAUUAUUUAGAUGACAUAUUGAAAAAUAAUAAAUACAAAUUUGGUUAUAAACUUACUAUAUUAAAUCUUAGGUUUAAUUUUCACCUUUUUAAAGUACGAUAUGAAUAUAAUGUAACUCAUGGUUUGCCUUUAUCAACUUUUAUAGAUACGUUGUAG